Molecule: messenger RNA, 2040 nt
Organism: Diachasma alloeum
Lineage: Eukaryota; Metazoa; Arthropoda; Insecta; Hymenoptera; Braconidae
Gene: Tango9
Product: solute carrier family 35 member F6
Exons: 7
Coding region: 166-1323 (385 amino acids)
Biological process (GO): pyrimidine nucleotide-sugar transmembrane transport
Cellular component (GO): intracellular membrane-bounded organelle; Golgi membrane
Molecular function (GO): pyrimidine nucleotide-sugar transmembrane transporter activity
Source: RefSeq, a predicted model, not a curated record
UCUACCCACCAACGGCUUUUAUGAUUCAUCCCUUCAUUCUCAUUAUCACGAACAUUUUUCAUACAAUUGGAGUUAUCUGAAACUUGAGCAGUCAGGAAUUCACAUUUUUUUUGUAAUAAAGUAUCAACAUCCAAACAUGGAUCACUGAUUUAGAAUCGAUCUACAAUGGCUUGGACUAAUUAUCAAAAACUCUUGGCUCUGUUGAUGGUUGUUACGGGGUCAUUCAAUACUCUCUCAGUCAAAUAUGCAGACAAACAAAUUGUUGCCGGAGAGGAUGGACAGCCGAGACAUUUCAAUCAUCCAUUUAUGCAGUCUUCCUUCAUGUUCCUCGGUGAAAUGUUGUGUUUGUUGACGUUCAAGAUUGCUUAUCUAUAUUACAAGAGGAAAAAUGACGACUCAGCAGAGACAAGUGCCCUUACAAAAGGCAACAAAAACUUCAAUCCCUUUAUUCUCCUGAUUCCAGCUGCUUGUGACAUGAUUGCAACAUCUAUAAUGUACGUGGGAUUGAAUUUAACGUACGCCAGCAGUUUUCAGAUGCUUCGGGGCUCAGUCAUUGUGUUCACCGGAUUCUUAUCAAUGGGAUUUUUAGAUAGAAAGCUGGGUGGAAGAGAAUGGACUGGCAUUGGAUUAGUUAUUAUGGGAUUGGCACUUGUGGGAAUCAGUGAUCUCUUGAUGAACGAGGAAAAUUCUGGAGGAAUGAACUCUAUUCUCACUGGGGAUUUGUUGAUUAUUUGUGCACAGGUUAUAACGUCAGUUCAAAUGGUGGUGGAGGAGAAAUUUGUGACUGGUCUGGAUAUACCACCCCUGCAAGCUGUCGGAUGGGAGGGAAUAUUCGGUUUCAUUGGAAUAUGUCUAGCCAUGAUUCCAUUAAAUUAUAUUUACGCAUAUCCACCAUUUGCUGAUAACUCUCAGGGGACUUUGGAAGCACCCAUUGACGCUUUCAUUCAGAUAGGCAACAGUGCAAGAUUACUCAUGGCUAUUGUCGGUAUUACGUUGAGCAUUGCAUUCUUCAAUUUUGCUGGAAUCAGCGUGACAAAAGAGAUGAGUGCAACAACAAGAAUGAUACUUGAUAGUGUGAGAACUAUCGUCAUUUGGGGAUUCUCUCUCAUAUUUCAGUGGCAGAAAUUUCAUUACCUCCAACUCAUUGGAUUCACAAUUCUCCUCAUUGGCAUGGGCUCCUACAACAACGUAGUAGUACCCCAGUUAUGCAGAAGAAUUGUCUGCAAAUUUGGACGUCAUCAGCCCCCCCCACAGCUGUCCAACCACGACAGAGCCCAAAUAAUAAACGCAGUCGACGAGCCAGUCUCCGAGGAGCAUCGAUAAUCCCCCGAGUUAACCCUCUAAAGAUCGAGGAACCAUCAUACCUAAGAAAUUAUAUGAAAAAAAUUCUGCGAUGCAGAAUUUUCUUCGCUCGAAAUAUCACAAAUGGAGAGAAUUGAGAAAGAAAUUUUCACUUGAAACAGUACUUUGAACUAUUAUUUCCAUUCAUAAUUUCGAAUUUUGGAGAGUGCACGUAUAAAAAAAUUAGGUAGACCAUUCUCUUGGUCUAUUAUAUUACAAAUUAUAUUCGCUUUUCCUACUUGUAAGAAAAUAAUGUAAUUUUAUUACUUUAAUGGUUAUUUCCGAAUUUUGUCUCUAUACAUUCUAUUACUUUUUUUCCUGUACGACUUAUUGGGCAUGAAUUUUCCCACUUUUUCCUCUUCUAUGUUAUAAUGAGGAUGAUUAUUAAGGAAAGUCUAUUGAUUUUUUUUCUAUCAAAUUUCUAUCGAAAAAAAAAAGGAAUAGAAUCUAUCUAUUGAAUUUUUCCAUACAUGGGACGAAUCAUUCAGAAUCAUCUAUAAGAAAUUUAUGAAUGAAACGCAAAAAAGGCAAUUUUUUAAUGUUUUGGGAUGACACCCCCGCAAUUAAUCCCAUUAGAGAUAUAAUUGAGAUGAGAUUUGGUGCUGAAAAGGCUAAAGUCGUCAGUGAUAGAAAAAAAAAAAAGUUGAAUUUUGUAUUUUUAUUUACUUCUAAUAAACACAGUAUAUUUUCCAUAAUUAA